Didymella exigua CBS 183.55 is the source of this 810-nucleotide messenger RNA. Its product is annotated as alpha/beta-hydrolase. Bases 1 to 810 code for a protein of 269 amino acids. Lineage: Eukaryota; Fungi; Ascomycota; Dothideomycetes; Pleosporales; Didymellaceae. The record is from RefSeq and is a predicted model, not a curated record. The transcript is spliced from 5 exons. Gene Ontology annotation, molecular function: hydrolase activity.
AUGCUCAUCACAGAGACGCACAAGGAUGUGCCCACCCAGGCAGGUGGUGACAUGAGGGUCUUCGUCUUCCACCCUACCAUUGCAAACUACCCCAAGGCAAAGUUCCCCGGUGUCGUCGUCUUCUCUGAGAUCUACCAAGUAACCGGCCCCGUGGCGCGCUUCGCCCGCCAAAUCGCAUCGCAGGGCUACAUCGUCGCCGCCCCGUCGUCCUACCACGAGUUCACCGGCCCGGAGCCGCUUGCCUACGAUGGACCGGGCACCGACGCGGGAAACGAGUGGAAAAUCACCAAGACGGUCGCUGCGUACGAUGAAGAUGCCAAGCUGGCCGUCGAUAUCCUGCUUGACCUGGAGACUUGCAAUGGUCGCAUCGGCGCUACAGGUAUGUGUCUCGGGGGCCACCUUGCGUACCGCUGCGCGCUGGACGCUCGCGUCAGCGCCGCCGUGUGCUAUUUCGCAACGGACGUGCACAGCGCGACGCUGGGCGCGGGGAAGAGCGACGACUCGCUGCAGCGCGCGCGGGACAUCAAGGGCGAGCUGGUUAUGAUUUUCGGAAAGAUGGACAACCACGUCCCGCCCGAGGGACGCGAUUUGAUACGCCGCACGCUGCACGAGGCGGGGGUUGUGUUUAGCUUCUACGAGCCCGCGUGGGCACAGCAUGCGUUUAUCCGUGAUGAACUCAGUAAGGGCCGCUACGACGCUGCUUUGUCGGGGGUUUGCUUUGAAAUGCUGAAGGAGCUGUUCAACCGCACGCUGCGCUCUGAUCUGGGGCCCAGGAGCGGCGGGGAAGUCGAGAUCGAGGAUAUCUGCUAG